AUGCGCACUCGAUCGCAGCCAAUUUCCCCAAACGGGUUUCAGUCGCUAGAAAUCGCGCCUCGCAGACGGAAGGCGCAGACAACCGCGACUGCCUCCACGGCCACCAAGGUCACCAAGCCCGCGGCGGAGGCAAGCGCCAAGCCCCUGUGUCCACCGAUGCUGCAUCUGUCAAUGCGCCCAAUAACGGUGUUAUGA
Molecule: messenger RNA, 195 nt
Organism: Histoplasma mississippiense
Lineage: Eukaryota; Fungi; Ascomycota; Eurotiomycetes; Onygenales; Ajellomycetaceae
Exons: 2
Coding region: 1-195 (64 amino acids)
Source: RefSeq, a predicted model, not a curated record